ACGUUAUCGGGCUGUACACGGUGUACGGGGGAUAGGAAUUAACUCUUUCUGCUCAAGGCUGAAAACAGUGUGCACGAUAAGCAGCAGAAAUGACUUCUUUAGCUCACCAGCUGAAGCGUCUUGCACUGCCACAGAAUGACCCCAGCUUGCUUGCCCGGAACCAAGUUGCGUCGCUCCUCUUCGAUCCAGCUGAAGCUGCAAAUAUUGACAGAGAAACAUUUUAUGCUCUGGGAUGCACUGGACUUGAAGAGCUUAUGGGGAUUGAUGCCUCCUUUGCCAUCUUUGAGGAGACUCUGUUCAGUGACACUUCUAAAAGCUUGGAGCGCAGUGUACAGUCCAAAGCCGUGAACCAACAGCUGGAUGAGAACAUAUCCUUGUUCCUUACACACCUAUCCCCAUACUUUAUGCUAAGACCAGCUCAGAAGUGCAUGGAAUGGCUUAUACACAGGUUUCAUAUUCAUCUCUACAAUCAAGACAGUCUUAUAGGCUGCGUUUUGCCAUAUCAUGAGACUAAAGUUUUUGUGCGGGUUAUUCAGCUCCUAAAAAUUGAAGACCCCACUCACAGGUGGAACUGGCUGCAUCCAAUUCAGAAACCAGGCGUACCUCUUGCCAGAAGCACUGUAAUCACCCAUUGUUACAAGGAUAUGGGGUUUAUGGAGUUUAUUUGCAAUUUGGUCACUAAAUCUAUAAAGGUUUUUUCGGAAGACUCAGAAAGCAAGGCCAAGCUGAGAGUCCUGAUCUCAUUUUACUGCUCCACAAUAGUGGCUGCUUUGGAGGCUGUUGAUACCGUCUCUCAAACAUUUGUUGCCAAACUCCUUCCCUAUGUACAGAAGGGGUUAAAGUCUUCUCUGGAAGAUUACAAAGCUGCCACAUACAUGAUAGUCUGCCAGCUAGCUGUGAAAACCGUCAUGGAAGCAACAUUGGUGAAAGCCCUGGCAUCACAGCUUAGCCGGAACCUGCCGAAAACACCAUCUCUGAUGCGGGAAGGAGUGGGAUCUAUAAUAAUCCUUCUACAGCGUCAACAGUCAAAAGACGUGGGGAGAAAACCGUUUCUACAUCUCUGUAAGGUCCCCGAAUUAGUUGAUGUUCUUCAGAAAAUCUCAAGCACCUAUGACACAAGCUCCUUGUUAGAAUACCUCCUCCCAAAUCUAGUUCGUGCCAUUGUUCCCUCAUCUACAGAACACAGUGCAGAUGAUAUAAACCCUGAAAUGUGUAAAACUACUCUAGAAGCAAUUAUUUUCAACAUACCCCUGCAGAAAGACUUGGAUAAACUAUUAGCUCGCACUUUCUUGCAGGAAUUCCUCGCAUAUGGAGAAGAACAUGAAGCUGAUGAUGAGAAAAUGUCAGAACUGGGUCAAUGUUUUCUCCCACUCAUCCGACUGUUGGAAAACAAGUAUCCAGAAGCUCUGGACUUGGUGUUGGAAAGGCAAUUGAAGACUGUUAAAGAUGAAGAGAAACAAGACUUGUUUCACCAGUUCAUUGCUCUCUCUACCAGUGGAGGAAAACAUGAGUUAUUGGCAGACUGUGAUACAUCGCUCCUGCUUAGCUUGAAUCACCCGCAAGCCGCCGUGCGACAACUCGCUUUGCUGCAUCUGAAGGACAUCAUUGAGACAUCCAAGGCUGGAUUUGAUGAGUCCUUUAUUAAAGAAGCUAUUUUAGCCCGUCUCAAGGAUGACAACAUUGAGGUGGUAUUGUCUUCCUUACAGGCAUUUAAGAUCUACCUCAGCCACUUUACUACAGAAGAAAUGGUCUCUGUUCUACUCACCCUGUUUGAUCGAGCAGAUCUAUCACAGGCUGAUGGCUGGUCCAAGGCUAUUAAAGAUGCUACAGAACUUAUAAUUCAAGAACAUACCAUCAAAGAUCACCCUGAGCUUUGUAAUAGGAUAAUAAUGGCUUUUAUACCACAUAUGGUCUUCACAAACAACCAGGUCGACUCGGCUGAGGGCUCCAUGGCUGUGUUCCUGGGAAGAAGUGGGGUUUGUCGCCUGCACCCAUUACUAAAGGACUGGCCCGAAGCACUUAGUAAGAGCUUAGAGAAUGCUCAGUCUGAAAAAUUUGCGGUGAUGGUAAACAGCAGUUUUUCUCAGCUUUUGUCUACCAACAUGGCUGCCAUGGACUCCUCUACAGUGCUACAGAUGGUUGAAGAAUUGCUGCAGGUUGCGGACAAGGACACGAUCUUGGUGAGACAGAAGGUGACUUUUCAUGUUCUCAGCCAUGGCCUGGUGGCAGGAUGUGCUAGCUGCCAGAACCCUGACCUGCAGGUCUCUAUGAGGAUCUUUCAGCUGCUUGACAAGAAACUGAGAAAUGUGCUGACACUAGUACAAGAAAAGGAAGAUAGGUGGCUGCUGGAUAAAUCAAGUGGGGAUCAGCUUUAUAGAAUUGUGCUGGCCGAGUAUAUAACAAAGCUGAAUUCUGGGAAGAGCGCGGACAUGGAGGAGGCUGUUUUGCUUUUGCUUCAAUUGAAGAUCUUCCUGAACAACUUAAAUUGUCCAGAAUCAUUUCCUGAAGAUGUACCCUGGUGGAAUCCUGAAACCAUGGACUCCCUAAGCAAGAACUACCUACAGCUACUUAUUGGCCUGUUCAGUGUGAUUGUCAUGGGUGCCAGUGACGGCAUGCACAUUGCCAACUUCCGAUUUCUCAUGGGCUUCUUAUUUUCAAACUGUUUUAAAGGUCCGAUCAAAUUGUUCAAUUUCCUCUGUCUUCUUUGGACAUAUACCUACAACCUUUCAAGUCCUUUGGGCUGCACAGUGAAUGCAGUAUUGCAAACACAAGCCUUGUAUAUUGGUCAAGCCAUACUAGUGUCAAAGUGUGAUCCGUCCAAGAAAAAGUACGAAUUGAUUUCAUCUCCAGUGGUUGUGUCUUUGCUCAUCAACCUUGGCAAUCCUAUAAGAGAGGUGCGUAGAGGAGCCAUUGCCUGCUUAAGUACCCUCAAAGCGAUGAAGGAAUCCAAUCUUUACCCAGUCAUAGAAGGAGUGAUAGAAAGCAGCGAAGAGAUAGUUGCCGAUUGUAACUUCGUGACCCAGACUUUAGGCAGCGUGUUUGACCAUAUGCAAACAUCAGGCUCUAAAAAGAUCAACCCAUUGAAGGAACUUCUGAGUCUCCUGCAGAACCCCAGCUGUCCGUCAUAUGUUGGAAAAGUUGUGCUGAGGGUUCUCCAUUGUGUAAAUGGCGAGGAUCUUCUUACUCAGUUGUUCCCAGUCUUGAUAAGUCUACUGGAGAAGGUGACACAAUCUACAUCUGAUGUUCUACCAGAUGAGGCCUUCCUGCUUCACCUCAUUCUGGGCAAGUUCAAUGAGCAUUCUGCUGGCCUCUUGUCUAAAAACCCUCAAUACCUAGACAUCUUUAUGAAAGCUCUUAGGACUCCCCAGGUCCUGUUGGAUGGGAUGCCCUCCUUCCAGAUUACUGCUAUUGGACAAAUUACUAAGACUUUCUUUUCCUCUCUUGAUGGGCCCGUCCAGCAGAAGCUGCUUGGUGCCCUAUUUGACUUGCUAGUAGAUAGCAAGAGCUCUGCAUGUAUUCAGGCUGUCAGUAGCGCCUUUAAAUCGAUCUCUGUAAAUGCCGUUCAUGUCAGUGCGGAGCUUGGACCUUCUGGAAGAGACAAAGCUGUUACCUCUGUGCGACAAACCAGAAGGAAUAAAAUGCAGACCCAAAGAAAACAGCAGACGGAUGCAGUAGAAGAAGGCAGUGUGAACUGGUCCCGAACAACUAUUAUCCUAGAGCUGCUUCAACACAAGAAGAAGCUGAAGGAACCACAACACUUGGUGCCUACUCUGUUCUAUCUGUUGUCCAGGUGUCUUGAGCCUUCAGAUCCAGAGCAGGGAAACAUGGAAUACACCAAACAGCUCAUCCUCAGUUGUCUUCUCAACAUCUGUCAGAAGGUUUUACUUGAAAAUGAGAAGGAUGCUAAAGAAAUUCUGGAUGAAGAAAAGUUCAAUGUGGAGCUUAUUGUACAGUGUGUCCGGACAUCUGAGAUGCCACAGACUCAUCAUCAUGCUCUUCUUCUCCUGGGAACUGCUGCUGGAAUCUUCCCGGAUAAAGUACUUCACAACAUCAUGCCCAUCUUUACCUUUAUGGGAGCCAGUGUUAUGCGACUGGAUGACAGCUAUAGCUUCCAAGUCAUCAGUAAGACUGUACAGACUGUGAUCCCUGCACUGAUCGAGAAAGGAGAGCAAACGUCUAAGGAGACUAAAGAGAAUGUUGAGCAGGUGGUUGAAAAGAUCAUUCAUGUGUUUGUGGAUGCUCUGCCUCAUGUCCCAGAACACAGACGACUGCCCAUCUUAUGCCAGCUCCUGGACACUGUGGUAGCAGAACGAUUCCUCUGGGUUCUCUUAGUUCUUCUUUUCCAACAACAUGUGACCAAAACUGUCACUAUGGCUACAAAUGGAGAAAAGGAUGCAGUGCUGGAGAGGGACACAGAAUUUUGGGUAUCAGUCUGCUGUGAAUUCAGUGUACAGAUUCAAUUGGAAAGUUUAAUAAGUGUUCUGAAAUUCCUCACAAAACUUCCAGAAAAUAAAGAGGAUGAUGAUCCUGAACAGAAGAAAAGCAAAGUGCGGAAGCAGAAAGUUCAGAAGGAAAACACAGAACUCUUCAAUGUAGAAACCCAUUCUGCUAAACAACUCCGUCACUUUAAAUUUUUAGCUGUGUCUUUCAUGGCAAACCUCUUGGCUUCUCACACUUUUGUCGGCAAGGUGGUAGAGUGCGAAGCUGCUGAGGAAUUACAAGAACUGGAACAAAGGAUAUUAGAAGAAGUUCUCUGCUAUAUAAAGUUAGUAGCUGGCUCUGUGGAAGCAAAUGCUGACAAACCGACAGCAAAGUUUUGGCGUGCUCUUCUUAACAAGUCCUAUGAACUGCUGGACAAAGUUAAUUCUCUGUUGCCUACUGAGACCUUUAUCCCUGUGAUUCGUGGCCUCAUGUCCAAUCAUUUGCCAUCUGUGCGACGGAAAGCAAUGGAUCUCCUUAACAACAAGUUACAUCAUCGAACACAGUGGAAUGAACAACAGAUUGAGUUGCUUUUGGGACUUGUUAAGGAUCUUCUUUCUGUCGCGCAAAAGAAAGGAAGCUUAGAAGGCGAUGAACAAGCCAUUAACAGACAGACUGCUCUCUACAGCUUAAAACUCCUCUGCAAAUGUUUUGGUUCCAAUAGGCAGCAAGUAUUUCUUCCUGUUCUGAGUGCAGCAGUCAAUCUUAUAUCUUCAGAACAGCCGGAAGAAAAGAAUGUUGUAGGCAGUGCUUUACUGUGCAUUGCUGAAAUUACCGGCACCGUCAAGGCCCUUGCCAUUCCACAGCUUCCCAGACUGAUGCCAGCUCUCCUCACUACCCUAAAACAUCGGAAGGAGCUGCUUACUAGUGAGAUUCACCUUCUAAGCACAGUUACUGCCCUUCAGAAAGUUGUGGAGACUCUCCCGCACUUCCUAAGUCCCUACCUACAAGAUUCAUUGCUCCAGGUUACACGUCUGGAUAAGAUUGCUGUCAAAGUCGGACCCACGUCAACACUCUCUGUAAAGGUGUCAGCACUAAAAACAACUCUGGCAACAAAACUCGCAGCCAGAGUUCUUCUCCCAGCUGUCACCCAAUGCUAUUGUCAUCUUCUGGAGACCCAGCAGCAAGUGUGCCUUGGAUCUCUAAUGGACAUACUUAGGGAACACAUUGCUACAAUGGAGAAACAGCAGCUGUCAUCUCAUCAGUCUGAACUAACCACAUUCUUCCUUAAAGCCCUGGACUACAGAGCCGAACAUACUGAGAGUGAUCUGAAAGAAGUGGGCAGCACAGAAGGCCAUAUCAUUGACUGUUUCCUCAUCAUGAUCAUGAAACUUUCCGAAGCUACUUUUAGACCACUUUUCUUUAAGCUUUUCGACUGGUCCAAAACAGAAGGAUCCUCCAAGGACCGACUCCUCACCUUCUGCCGCCUGUCUGAUUGUAUUGCUGACAAGCUGAAAGGGCUUUUCACUCUGUUUGCCGGCCACCUUGUUAAGCCUUUUGCUGAGAUAUUGAAUCAGACCAAUGCCAUGAAAACAGAUGAAGCAUUUUUUGACUUGGACGACAACAACGAAAAGAGCUGCCUCCUCUUGGAGUAUGUACUCAACUGUCUACACAAAAUCUUCCUGUAUGACACUCAGCACUUUGUCAGCAAGGAGAGAGCCGAGGCGUUGAUGAUGCCUUUGGUGGAUCAGAUUGAAAAUUUACUUGGAGGAGAUGAAAAGUAUCACAUGAGAGUGAGCCAGAGCCUAAGUCCUUGCAUUGCUCAGUUCUCUGUUGCUGUGGCAGAUGACUCCCUGUGGAAACCGCUCAACUACCAGAUACUUCUAAAGAUGCGCCACUCAUCUCCUAAGGUCCGCUUUGCUGCGUUGCUUGUCCUGGUUGAUUUGGUGGAAAAACUGAGGGAAAACUACAUGGUCCUGCUGCCAGAGGCCAUCCCAUUUUUGGCAGAACUUAUGGAAGAUGAAUGUGAAGAGGUGGAGCAGCAGUGUCAGAAGACAAUCAAACAGCUAGAAAAUUUCCUGGGUGAAUCUCUGCAGAGCUAUUUCUAAGAAGCUGUUUUGCCCCGGACUGAGCAAGACCUCACAAGACUACAUAAGAGACUGACUGAACUUUUAUUAAAAUGGCGACCUCCUAUUUCAACGUGCGCUAACCUUGUUCAAAACCCAUAUGAGAAACCACAAUUAGAUCAUCUUAUUUAAAACAGUAGUGUGGUCCACUGAUCCAGUCAUUUUAUAUGAUCAGCCAUUGUGCUGAUUUUAAGGCUUGCAUCUACCUGAUAUUAUAGCUGUAGCUGCCACAGCUCUUUACUGAAGUUACAUUUGUAGCAUGCAUUUUGUAUACAGACAUUUUGUAAAGAAAUCUGCCUAAACAUUUGAAAAUAAAUAUAUAUUUUACAUUCCUCUAAAAA
This is a messenger RNA of Hyla sarda, 6886 nucleotides long. It is a transcript of the gene HEATR1, whose product is annotated as HEAT repeat containing 1. Lineage: Eukaryota; Metazoa; Chordata; Amphibia; Anura; Hylidae. The transcript is spliced from 45 exons. The record is from RefSeq and is a predicted model, not a curated record. Gene Ontology annotation, cellular component: 90S preribosome; t-UTP complex; small-subunit processome. Gene Ontology annotation, molecular function: snoRNA binding. Bases 90 to 6527 code for a protein of 2145 amino acids. Gene Ontology annotation, biological process: maturation of SSU-rRNA from tricistronic rRNA transcript (SSU-rRNA, 5.8S rRNA, LSU-rRNA); positive regulation of transcription by RNA polymerase I.